Phytophthora sojae is the source of this 339-nucleotide messenger RNA. RefSeq lists its product as hypothetical. The record is from RefSeq and is a predicted model, not a curated record. The annotation marks the transcript as partial. NCBI's taxonomy places the organism in Eukaryota, Oomycota, Peronosporomycetes, Peronosporales, Peronosporaceae. The transcript is spliced from 2 exons.
GACGUUUGGAGGCUGGUACUCGGUGACGACCCUCCUGUAGACGUAGAACCAAUGCGCGUGCACAUGAAAGCAGGCUGCAGGCCGUUCAAAGCUAAAGCACGGAAGUACGCACCAGCGUAUCAAGCGUUUCUGGAGUCGUUCAACGACAUGCUUGUCAAACUUGGAUGGGUAUAUGAAAACCCAACGAUGUCAAGAGCUCCUAUCGUACAUGACGCACAGGAAGAUCUACACUCCACGACGCGUACCUCAAGGCAGCGCAGAUGCAGCACUGUACUUCCAGUCCACCAUGGAGCGUUGCUACGCCGCACUAUUGUACAAGCAUUUAUUAGUCUGGAUUGA